This is a messenger RNA of Trichomonas vaginalis G3, 3507 nucleotides long. RefSeq lists its product as uncharacterized. The record is from RefSeq and is a predicted model, not a curated record. NCBI's taxonomy places the organism in Eukaryota, Parabasalia, Trichomonadida, Trichomonadidae. The coding region runs from base 1 to 3507 and encodes 1168 amino acids. The transcript has a single exon.
AUGGAUGUUUCUUCAGUAGAAUUAGCUGUGCAGAUUGCACAAAAAAAAGGUCAUCAGCCAGUUUAUUCAACAGAAAUCAGAGACGGUGUUAUUUUAAAAGAAAAACAAAUACUUAUCGUUUCAACAAGAGGAUUAGAAAUUUUUAAUAAGGAAAAAGAUAAAGUAAAGUGGACAAAAAGCAUUCCAUGGAUAAGCGUACGCAAAGUUGGUUUCAAAACUAAAAAAGUUUUACUUUAUCUCGAUAAAGAUGUAUUGGCAACAAAAAUUUAUUCAAGAAAUCCAAAACAACUAUUCGGUGCUAUCUGCCAUGCGUUGUUACAAACACAGACAAUAAAAGAAUUACGAACAUCAGGAGUUUCGAAAUAUAAUUUUGGAAAUCAGCCUCAAUCGGGUAUUGGCAUAAUGAGUCGUCUACAACAGUUACUAAAAUUGCGUAAAAGAAAGCUGAAUUACAUAAAUGUUCAGCAAUUUCGGCAAAUGUUAAUUUUCAACGAAUCAACAUUAGAUUUUGGCGAAUUUCCAAAUCCAGAGCAUAUUAUUCAACUUGCUCUUGAUGUUUUACCUCUUUGUCAUAACUUUAAAUCAAUAAUUUUCCCUUACAUCGAAGAAUUCUCAAAUUUUCAGUUAUAUACAGAUUAUAUUCCUCAUUUGAAAUAUGCAGAAUUCCUAGAAUUCAACUGCAAGAAAUGUGACAAACUAAAGCAGUUUCUUGAUGAAUUUUCCAAAAAGAAAAAUGUAAUUUCCGGAAUUUCAAUUGUUGAUCAAGAAUUACCUAAUUCUUCAUUAGUAGCUUUAUCAAACUUCAUUGGUACAAAGAAAUUAACAACUCUAGGCCUUCACACAACCUUUUCUGCCGCAACAUUUGAUUUAAUCUCUGAAAAAUUCUUUACUCCACAAGUUUCAGAGUCAUUAGUUAGUCUAGAUCUAUCAAACACCCAAGGUCUCUCAUUAUCAUCUCUUGUUCCUCGUCUUCCGAAGUUAUUAAACCUAAAUUUGUCAAAUUGCGGACUCCAAGUUGAUGAAAUCCUGACAAUACUUAAUAAUUGGUCAUCAAUGAGUGGAAUGCGAGUUCUGGAUGUCAGUGGCAAUGCUUGUUCCUCACUUUUUGCGAAACAAUUUCCUUCAUCUUUGACAAAACUCAUUGCAAACAACGUUUCAUGGGGCAAUGGCUGUUUAGCUCAACUUAUAAGGAUAUUAUCCACAAGAACAGCCUACGGAAUCGAUGUUUCUCUCUCAAGAGCUAUGACGGAUUCAGAAGAUUUCGAUUUAGCUUUCCAAGAAAUGGAAAAUUCACUUUUCACGGGAAUUUUGACAUUCAUUUGGGACGAAAACCCAGUAGAUGCAAGACUUUUCGACUUCUUGUUGAGGUCAUCUGAUUUGAAAGCGGUUAGUUUUGGCGGUUGUUUCACUUCACUUGACCAAAAUGAACUUCAAAUGUUUUGUGAGUAUUUACAACUCGCUAGUAGUUUACAGAAAGUUUCUUUAGUCGGAACAGAACAGAGAUACAUCGGAGAAUAUGCUUCAAAUGUAAUCAGAAGUUGCAACAAAAACGUAAAAGUUUUGGACAUUUCUAACAACAGGAUUGGAAAAUCUGUUUAUUCUGUCAUUAAGAAUUUGUUCAUUACUAAUACAUCUAAUCUCGAAGUCAUCGAUUUCGAUGGUUCUUAUCCAGAAAACAGUCAAGAUUUGAUUGAUUUGUUAGAAACCGCAAAAUCUUCACAAUCAAAAUUGACGAUAAGUUUUCCAGUGAAUGAUUUCAAUUUCCUUAUCAACAAAGGAAAGAUGGAGACAGAAGUAUGUGACAAAUGUUUGUCGUUGUUCAAGAAACCACCGUCAUUUAAAGAUUACGAUCAAAAUGACUCUGAUUUCCCUGUUCCAAACCAUUCUCCUUUCUUUGAUCCAUUUUAUGUUUUUCGAUUAGAGAAAAACAACGGAUUUCCUCUGUUUAUUUCACGCGAAGAAAGUGAACUGAUGAAAAGAACUCCUCCAGAACUUUUCGUUAAAAAGAAUUCUACAAACAAACAUGUCACGAGAUUGGUAACAAAACCAAUGUUAUCUUUCAAACCUUCGCCACAGAAAAAUCAACAUUUGUCUAUGUCGAUGUUGAUUGAAAGUUCUGAAGAAGAAAGUGACAGUUUCAACACGGCUGAUCUACAAAUAAAGUUCUCUAUUAAUGAUAUAAUGCCUAAUCUAAAACGUGAAGAUCCAAACCAAAAGAAACCAAAUUCAAAAUUAAUCAAAAAACGUGUUGAAAAUAAAAAUUUGUCGGUUGAAACGAAAAAUUCUAUUGAUGAACCAAAAAGUGACAAAAAUGAACCAACUUUGCCAAAACCGCCAUCACCAAAAUCACCAAAAUUCGUGAAAGACCAAAAGAACGAUGAAGAAGAAAAUCUGACACUGUCAAGACGCGUCAAAUUGGUCCAAUCAACAGAUUUGAUCAACCAAAUGUCGGAAUACGGAUCAAGGAUUCCUACUCAUGCUUCUCAGUAUUCCUCUAGAAUUCCUUUAUCGUCAUCGUCAAAACGGUUUGUGAACUCAACUCCUGUUUACAAAACCGUCAAAUAUUCAGAGGAUUCUGAAGAAGAAGACGAAGAUGAUGACUCAGAAGGAAUGGCAACCAAUAAAACGACGAAUACAGCGAGAAUUCCUUUCGAAGGAACAUACGAAUAUUACAGUGAUGAUUCAUUCGAAGAAGAGGAGGAAGAAGACUUUUUCUCAACUCCUUCUUAUUCUGAUGAAUCCCAAACACAAGAAGAAGAUGAAAAACCAACAGUAACAAACACACAAACUAAGGAAUCAAGGUUCUCCGAAUCAGAUAUCAGUGGCGAUUAUUCUUAUUCGUAUUCAGAUGAUUACAAAUCUUAUUCUACUACAAAAAGUGAACUUAAAAGUGAAGUAAAAAGUGACAUAAGAAAUGGAACAAAUUCACCGAAAUUUGUAGAUAAGAAGAUUGAUUUGCCACCUCCUCUUCCACCAUCAGGAUAUCUGAGACCUGUUGUUGUUUCAAGAUUUGAUGAACAACCAAAGAAAACUGAUGAAAGACCAAUGCCAUUUACUCCACAGAACACAGUUACAGAAGAUGGAACAAAUACAAAUCAAAGAAGAGUCCGUCCACAAAGAGGUAUUCAACAGAACGACAAGACAUUUGGAUCAAGAAUUAGAAAUUCUAAAAUUUCUAAUGAAAAUUCCGCUCUCUCUUCGAGAAUUAACAACUCGACAUUCGGUUCUAGAGUUCGCAAGUCUAAUUUGAAUGAAGAAAACAACGAAAAACCACAGAGCAAAUUGUAUGGAAGUAGAUUGAAACAGAACUCUAUUUACGGAAGUCGUGUAAAACCUCCUCCAGCUCCUGUUGUUAAAAAUGUUUCAGAAACUGGAGAAUACACUUAUUCUUUAUCAGAUUAUUCUUCUGUUCAAAGACCGCCUCCUCUCCCUUCUCCUAAAUCAACAACAGUUGUCACUUCUACAUUAGGAUCCCCUCCUGUCAUCAAAAUGAGAAAUUUCAAGUAA